UCACAGCCUGGGUUUGUAAACAAGAGGAAGUCUAGACUCCCAGCUGGGGCUCUUCGCGGGGUGCUGCGGGUCUUUCGGCGGGGUGAUUCCCCUCCCCAAAAGCCGCACCGAGGCACCGUCCGACGCGAGGGCGAUCCAGCCGUUCCUCUCCCGACAGGGCUUUCAUCUGCCUUCCCCCCUCCAGCGCCUCCUCCAGGAGCUGUUUGGUUCUCCACAACUCUCCUGCCACUUUUCUCCAGGUGUGACUCCCACCACAAUGGUGAGGCUGUCCAAGCCCAAAACUUUUCAGGCCUAUCUGGACAACUGUCACCGUCGCUACAGUUGCGUGCAUUGCCGGGCCCACCUGGCUAAUCACGACGACCUCAUCUCCAAGUCUUUUCAAGGAAGCCAAGGACGGGCAUACCUCUUCAACUCUGUAGUGAAUGUUGGAUGUGGCCCAGCAGAGGAACGCGUUCUGCUGACGGGCCUACAUGCUGUAGCUGACAUAUACUGUGAAAACUGCAAGACCACUCUUGGAUGGAAAUAUGAACAGGCCUUUGAGACUAGCCAGAAAUACAAGGAGGGCAAAUUCAUAAUUGAACUGAAUCACAUGAUUAAGGACAAUGGCUGGGACUGAAAGCCAACCAACUUCUUUGGACAACUGUAUGUAGGGGGUGGAGCCUAAGAAAUGUCAAAUUUCCACCAAACCUGCCUCUAACUUCUCAACCAUUGGAUUGCCAUCCCAGGCACCUCCAGGGGCACCUGAGUUGUGAAGGAGGAGGUGGUGCUCCUGCCAGAGACACACACCCACAGUUCAGACAUGUUAACUUCCUGUGGCAAAAGGCGGGAGUUCCGGGACACCGCUGGGCCAGGGACUGUGUGCAAGCAGGGACUGGGGUGGGGGUGGGGAGGACUACGGCUGGCUCUGUUGUCCAGAGAGAUUCUGUAUUAAGAGAAAUACGGAUGGGAAAUGUAAAGUACGAGGGGGAAGGGAAACGUUAGGCGUGUACAGUACCUUUGUGUGUAUGUGUGUGUAUUAUAUAAAUAAAAGUAUUGAAGUGA
This is a messenger RNA of Thamnophis sirtalis, 1041 nucleotides long. It is a transcript of the gene YPEL3, whose product is annotated as yippee like 3. Lineage: Eukaryota; Metazoa; Chordata; Lepidosauria; Squamata; Natricidae. The record is from RefSeq and is a predicted model, not a curated record.